Eurypyga helias (sunbittern) is the source of this 5561-nucleotide messenger RNA. RefSeq names its product G-protein coupled receptor 98-like. Gene Ontology annotation, biological process: negative regulation of adenylate cyclase activity; cell communication. Gene Ontology annotation, molecular function: G protein-coupled receptor activity. The transcript has 27 exons. The annotation marks the transcript as partial. The record is from RefSeq and is a predicted model, not a curated record. Gene Ontology annotation, cellular component: membrane. Lineage: Eukaryota; Metazoa; Chordata; Aves; Eurypygiformes; Eurypygidae.
AUGGCCCUAAGAAACAUCCUGGGAGCAGUUGGUUGUCAGGUCUUAAAUUUGCAUGUUAUUGAUGAUGACAUUCCGGAGCUAAAUGAAUAUUUCCGUGUGACAUUAGUCUCUGCAGUGUCUGGAGAUGGAAAACUAGGUUCAACUCCUACCAGUGGAGCUAGUAUAGAUCCAGAAAAGGAAACUACUGAUGUCAGCAUCAAAGCCAGUGACCACCCAUAUGGUCUGCUGCAGUUCUCGGUGGGGCCACCCCCUCAUCCAGGUGAGGAAAUGAUUCUGCCGGCCUCUGCUGUGCCCCAUAUUACCGUUAAAGAAGAAGUUGGACACAUCAGGUUACUGGUAGUUCGUGCACAAGGCCUUCUUGGAACAGUUCUGGUGGAAUACAGAACAGUGCCACUUACAGCUUCCAGUCCUAAAGAUUAUCAGGCUGUUGUGGCCACGCUGGAAUUUCAGCCAGGAGAAAGAUACAAGUACAUUACUGUUAACAUCACUGAUAAUUCCAUUCCUGAACUGGAAAAAACUUUUAAAGUGGAGCUGUUGAAUGCAGAGGGAGGAGCUAGCUUGGGAAUUGCAUCCCACAUCCUUGUGACUAUUGAAGCUUCUGAUGACGCUCACGGUGUGUUUGAGUUCAGCACUGAGUCGCUCUCGGUAAAUGGAACUGAGCCUGAAGAUGGAGACAGCAAUAUUGUCCUGCAGGUUGUGAGAACACAUGGGACCUUGUCUCAGGUGACACUGGAUUGGAUCAUAGUCUGUGAUCUUACCAACGACCUGAUCUCCACAGACGGGAGUGUAACAUUUGAUGUUGGCCAAGCAAGAGCAAAUAUUACCAUACAGGUUUCUCCUGAUGAAGUUCCUGAAUUGGAUAAGGUGUUUUCAGUUUUGAUCAUCAAUGUCUCCAGUGGUCGUCUUGGAAAUCACACUAAUGCAAUAUUAACUGUUUUAGCUAAUGAUGACCCCUAUGGAGUCUUCAUCUUUUCUGAGCGAAACAGACCAAUAAAAGUUGAGGAAGCAACAAAAAAUAUCUCCCUGACAAUAAUAAGAUGUGGUGGUCUCCUCGGUAGAGUAAUGGUGACAUACAGGACUAUGGGCGAUGAUGAAAAGUCACCCUUUCUUCCACCUGAUGUUGUUAGAGCAGUAGAGGGAAAAGAUUAUAUACCCAUCACAGGCUACGUGAUCUUCACAGCCAAUGAAAGUGAAGCCACAAUAUCUUUGCCUAUUUUGGAUGAUGAUGAUCCUGAGAGGUCUGAAUCUGUUUUUGUGGAACUCAGCAGUAUUGUUUUGAUUGAGAAAGUACAGGAUCGGCCAAUUGUAAAUUCUCCUCGACUUGGAUUAGCGGGUGAGACAAUAGCACAUGUAAUUAUCAAUGCCAAUGAUGAUGCUUUUGGAACACUUCAGCUUUCAGCUUCAACUGUGCGAGUUGCUGAAAAUUAUGUUGGACCAAUCAUUAACGUGACCAGAACUGGGGGAAUAUUUGCAGAUGUUUCUGUGAAAUUUAAAGCUAUGCCAAUAACUGCGACAGCUGGCGAGGACUACAGUGUAGCCUCAUCAGAUGUUGUCUUACUAGAAGGAGAAACAAGUAAAGCUGUGCCAAUUUAUAUAAUUAAUGAUAUCAAUCCUGAAGUUGAGGAGUCAUUUUACGUUCAGCUGCUGAAUCAAACAACAGGAGGAGCGUUGCUGGGAUCUUUGACUAGGGCAGUCAUAACUAUUGAGGCUUCUGAUGACCCCUUUGGAUCCUUUGUUUUUCAGAUUACUGAAUUCACUGUGGAGGAGCCUGAAUUUGGAUCGGUAACCUUAAAACUGCCAAUCAUCCGCAAUGCUGGGACACUCGGUAACAUUACUGUUCAGUGGGUUGCUACCAUUAAUGGACAUCCUGCUGAUGCUGACUUGCAGGUCGCCUUGGGUAAUAUUACUUUUGCCCCUGGGGAAGCCAUUCAGAUGUUGGUGUUGGAAAUCCUGGCUGAUGAUGUUCCUGAGAUAGAAGAAAUUGUCCAUGUAGAAUUAACUCAGGCCUCCAAUGGUGGUGCUAUUGGGUUAGAUGGCGUGGCAAAUAUUGUAAUACCUGCCAAUGAUAAUCCUUACGGCACAGUUUUCUUUCAUCAAUCCUUAUAUCGAAUUCAGGAGCCACUAGAAGGAAAUUUGCUUGCAAAUAUAACGGUCAGGCGAAGUGGGGGAAGGUUUGCUCCGCUGCAGAUAUUUUACAGCACUUUUGAGACUGAUGUUGUAGCUCUUGCCAUUGAGCAAGGCCAGGACAUCCUGGCCUGUUACGAGUCUCCUGUACAAGGAAUUCCAGAGCAACCAUCCAAGACCAGAGUGAACGUGUCGGCAGCGAGUGACCCACUGUAUGCCUGUGCAACUCAGUGCCUAAAAGAACAAGCGUGUUCAGCCUUUACAUUCUCCGGUGCCUCUGAGAUUCCUCUCUGCCUUUGGCUGGUAUCAGAGAUCAGCCCAUUAACUAACACUUCGGCAUUCUGGACCUACCAGAAAAACAUCACCAGUGCUUCGGCUCUCUUCAGCACUCAAGCCAUUGCUGGUAGUGAUUAUGAAUCUGUUACAAGACAGUGGGCCAUAAUGCAGGAAGGGGAAGAAUUUGCAAAUCUCACUAUUACCAUUCUCCCUGACAGCCUGCCGGAGUUAGAUGAGACGUUCACCGUAUCCCUUUUAAAAGUUCAACUAAUGAACAUCUCAGCCAGCUUAGAAAAUCAACCCACUGUAGGACAGCCAAAUACUUCCACAGUUGUCAUAAUGAUGAAUGGGGAUGCAUUUGGAGUAUUUAAGCUCUACAGCGUCAGUCCCAAUGCCACAGAGAAAGGUCUGUAUAUUGAAGUUGAAGAACAUCCUCAGACCAGAGUGCACCUAAUGAUACACAGGACAGAAGGCAGCCUCGGUCAGGUGACAGUGGAAUGGCAAGUGGUUGGUGGAACUGCUACCCCAGACUUGGAUUUUGUUGGUGUUGGUGAGAUUCUGGUGUUCGCUGAAGGGGAAACAAAGAAGAUGGUCACGCUAACCAUUUUAGAUGAUCCAGAGCCAGAGGAUAAUGAAAGUAUUAUAAUCAGCCUGGUCCAUACUGAAGGAGGGAGUCGGAUUCUGCCCAGUUUUGACACGGUCACUGUGAUUAUUCUAGCAAGUGACAACGUGGCAGGAAUUAUUAGCUUCCAGACAGCCUCAAGAUCUGUUAUUGGUCGUGAAGGAGUUUCUUCUUCAGGUGCUGCUGUCUUGGAUAGUCAAGGAUAUGAAGCUGUUCUGACAGUAGAAGCUAGUGAUGAACCACAUGGAGUCUUGAAUUUUGCCUCCCCAUCCAGGGUAGUUUCAAUUCCAGAGGAAAACAAAACAGUUCAGCUUUUUAUUAACAGAGAAUUUGGAUCUUUAGGUGCUAUCAAUGUUACGUAUGCCACAGUUCCAGGACUGGUCACCUUAAGCAAUCAGACGGAAGGGACCUUGGCUGAACCAGGAGCUGAUUAUAUAGCUGUUUCUGGCUCACUGAUUUUGGAAGAAGAAGAAACAUCAGCUGCCAUAAAUAUUACUAUUCUAGAGGAUGAUGUGCCAGAGGUGCAAGAAUUCUUCUUGGUUAAUUUAACUUCAGUGGAACUAAUCAUGAACCACUCAACUUCAUCCCCACCUAGGCUGGAUGUGGAAGGUUUAGCUUCUCAAAUUAUUAUUGAUGCUAAUGAUGGAGUAAGCGGAGUAAUUGAAUGGGAAAGCACCAAUUUUGAAGUUAAUGAAUCUCAUGGUAAUCUGACAAUAAUGGCAUACCGAAACAGAGGAUCAUAUGGCAAUGUGUCUGUAUUUUUUUAUGCCCAAAAUCUGGAGGCACAGCUGGGUUUGGAUUUUAAUGUGACCUCAAGGACUCUUUUUUUUGCUGAUGGAGAAUGGAAUAAAUCUGUUGUUGUUACAAUUUUUGACGAUGAUAUUCCUGAAGGUGAUGAGAAGUUCCAAUUAAUUUUAACAAAUCCCUCUCUGGGGCUGGAAUUAGGGGAUAACACAACAGCCACAAUUACUGUGCUUGCCAAUGAUGAUGGCCAUGGAGUUUUGUCAUUUAAUAACAGCGAUCACUUCUUCCUCAGAGAGCAAACAGCUCUCCAUUUGAUGGAAAGUGUUGCAGUAUUAAACAUUAUUAGAGAACCUCCACAGGGGAUAUUUGGCACUGUGACUGUUCAAUAUCUUGUAAGUGAAAUUAAUUCUUCAGAGGCAUCAGUGGAUUUGACACCUUCUCAAGGAUAUAUUGUGCUGGAAGAGGGAGUCAGAUUCAAGACACUGCAUAUUUCUGCAAUACUGGAUGAAGAACCAGAAAUGGAUGAGCACUUUAUUGUCACCCUGUUCAAUCCAACUGGAGGAGCCAGACUAGGCACAAAAGUGCAAACUAGGAUUACAGUAUUACAGAACCAGGCUCCUCUGGGGCUUUUCAGCAUCUAUCCUGUUACAAAUAGGACAAAUUUUCUCAUAAUUGAAGAAGCCAACACUACAGUUUAUUUGAAAGUUUCACGGAGUAAUGGGCUCAACGUGUCUGUGAGUGUUGAGUGGGAGACAUUGUCGGAUACUGCAUUUGGCAUCAGGGGUAGUAUCAGUGUCCUGUCUGUCUUGCAAAGUUUUGUGGAAGGGUCAGCGUCUAGCUGGUGUUUCUUUACAUCAGGAGAAAUCCUGUAUGGUGUUCUGCUGCGUACGCCUCCAGCUACGUUUUCUACCGUCUACCAGUGGAAAGGAGUUUUUGUUCCUGUCGAGAAUUUCAGUAUGUGGAAUCCUAAGAGCUGUGUGUCUUUCCAAAUCCGUGCCUCUCCCUACCUUGUGAUUACUCAUGGGGAAGACAGGCAGGGAGCUUCCAACAACAGUGUGUAUGCAUUCAUGCCUGGACACAGACUGUUGAAGAUACAGACUCUCUCCAUUCUGGAUACCAGGCAUGUGAAACAUUUUGCUGCAGAUGAAGACGAUUAUUUGAUUUUCAUGAGUCACACGAGUUCCAGUUCCAUCCAGGUUUUCCGGUGGAAUAAGGAUAUUUUUGUCCUGCAUCAUCAACUUCCAAUUUACCGACCUCUGAACAUAGCCUUGUUUCCUAGAGGAGGCAUUAUGUACCUACUAGUUUCUUUGUCAAAUACCAGCCAGAACAUGCUCUUGUACCAGUGGUUGAAUAAUGAGUUUAGAAAUCUUCAUCAAUUACCAGCAAAAGAAAUAAAACAUAUGGAGGCCUGGAUCUCUGGAUCUGAUAUCUACUUAAUUGUUGCAAAAGAAUCUGGAAAUUCUUCUGAGGUUUUCAUCUGGGAGACAGGGCAGUCUGCCUUUAGACACUUCCAGUCUCUUCCAAUCUGUGAUGUAAGAAACAUCCAUGUUUUCAUGCCUCCUUCGGGCUUAGUUCACAUCCUCCUAUCUAGUAAGGACCUGACAGCGCUGUAUUCCUGGAACUCUGAAGGGAACCAGUUCUCUGCAAUGCUGCAAGCACCGUAUGCAGAUCAUGUUACUUCGGCUACUGUGAGGUCCCUGAACUCCAGCAAGAGCUUGAUUGCUCUGUCCGUAGGAUCCAACUCACAGAUUUAUGAGCUGACCACUAUCUCCAACCAGUCAGAUUUUAUACCUAG